Messenger RNA from Antechinus flavipes (yellow-footed antechinus), 1627 nucleotides. Its product is annotated as transmembrane protease serine 11D-like. The record is from RefSeq and is a predicted model, not a curated record. The coding region runs from base 1 to 1410 and encodes 469 amino acids. The transcript is spliced from 11 exons. Gene Ontology annotation, molecular function: serine-type endopeptidase activity. Gene Ontology annotation, biological process: proteolysis. Lineage: Eukaryota; Metazoa; Chordata; Mammalia; Dasyuromorphia; Dasyuridae.
AUGUCUGGCAACGUCAUCUGUGUAAAUAUCACAAACGCUGGGGCUCCGCUCUCCAUUCCAUUUCAGGCUUCUGAAGGAAUUGACAAGUGGAGCUUCUUUGUGGAGUCCACGCUCACCAGACACAAAGACAGCUCUGGGCAGGGUCCGCAGACUGACAGGCCAGGACGGGUGGCGCCAGCCACCAGAUCCCUGAAUCCAUGUGUAGUUUGCUUUUUUGUGGUAGCUGCAGUGGUGAUCCUGGCAGUGACCAUCGGUCUCUUAGUCUACUUUUUAUCAUUUGAUCGGAAACCAUAUCUUUACCAAAGUAACCUUCAAAUCACAAAUGUAGAAUACACAAAGCAUUUGGAUUCACCAACUUCACAAGAAUACAGAGUUUUAAGUAAAAACAUUGAAAAUUUGAUGAAUAGUACCUUCAAAGCAUCAAAUUUAGGAAGACAAUUCAUCAGAGCUCAUGUUGUAAGCAUUCGGCCGGGUGAUCCUGGUGUGAUUGCAGCUGUUCUCCUGAAGUUUCAAUUCACAAGAAGGGUGAGGGGAUCAUCAAUGAAAAACAGGAUCGAUGAUAUUUUAAGGCAACUACAGAAUAAUGCUGGGACUAUGACAAUCGAUAUUUUGCCUGCAGUAGUUCAACCUAUUCCUCCUGAGGUUGCACAAGAAAUUUUCAUCAACGAAUGUGGGUCUCGCCCUGACCUCAUGUCACUGUCCUAUGAAAGAAUCAUAGAAGGAACACAAGCCAAAGCGGGAGACUGGCCGUGGCAAGCAAGCCUUCAGCUCAACAAUAUUCAUCACUGUGGAGCUAUCCUCAUUAGCAACACCUGGCUCCUGACUGCUGCUCACUGCUUUCGAAGUGUCCGUGACCCACGCCGAUGGAGUAUUAGCUUUGGAUAUUCCCUAAGUUCACCAGAAAAAAGAGCAAAUGUGAAGAGGAUUAUAAUACAUCCUAAUUAUAUAUCAGCAACUCAUGAAAAUGACAUUGCACUAGUGGAGAUGAGUAAUAGAAUCACCUUUACCAAGAGCAUCCAUCGAAUCUGUCUCCCAGAGGCCAAUCAGAACAUCCCUGUGGGGAGCAGUGUUUAUGUGACAGGAUGGGGAUCCCAUAGACUUGGUGGUUCAAGUGUAAAUAUUCUUGAGCAAGGUGGAGUUCAAAUCAUGAGCAAUAACGACUGUAAUUCAUUCGAACAAUAUAAUGGACUGGUGAAACCCGGUAUGAUAUGUGCUGGAAAACCUGGAGGUGGUGUUGAUGCUUGUCAGGGAGAUUCUGGUGGACCAUUAGCGAUGGCUGACUCAAGGCAGAUCUGGUCGGUUUGGGGAAUAGUGAGUUGGGGAUAUGAAUGUGGCCUGCCCAACAAACCUGGAAUCUAUACUUUUGUGCCCUUCUAUCGUGACUGGAUAACUCAACAAACUGGAAUCUAGUACAAUAACUAGAUUUCUCCUGUAAAUGUUGUAUGCAGGGUGUGUCUGUCUGAAAUGCCAAAGCCUUUUCCACUCAUUUUUGGUCAUUAUCUUAACAUGGUGCUUUUAUGAAAUCAUCAAAGAUUUUAACAGAAUAUCUCUUCAUUAAAAUGCUCCUUAUGAUAAAUCUUUUCCUUUUAGGGGAUGGAUUUUUUUUUUUAACCCAAAAGGUCUUUCU